AUUACAUUAAACAUUAACAAUAGAAUUCGACUAAUAAAACUUAUUUUCAAAAAAAAAAAAGGCAUCAAUUAUCAUUGAUCCACAAUAUGCCGAAUAAUAAUCUAAUAAAUAUUCACUCAAAACAACUUAUGCUUAAUAAAUUGAUAUUAACUCUUUUGAGUAAAUACUAAAAGAAAUAUUAUUCGAUAAUAUACUAGAUUUUACUGAUUAUCAAUAUAAUCAUUAGAUCAUCGAAUUUUUCUUUAGAAAAUUUCUCUGUGUAUAUAUUUCAUUUUUAUAUUAUAUUUAUUGAAAAAAGACUUUCGAACAUCGACAAUUAUAUUUAAACUGAUCAUAAAACAAAAGUAAAAGGGUAAACAGUAAAACUAAUAAAAGUAAUAGAUGAUGACAUGUUACUCUCAUUCACGUCUAUUAAUUAUUAGUCAAUAAAAUAAUCUUAGAUUGUUUGAGCAGAUGAAUUUUAAUGAGAAGAUAUCAUUUCUAACUAAUCUUUUUCUGAUAAACAUAUAAACAAUCUCAAAUAUAUUAUUCGAUUUGAAAUUCUAUAAUAAAAUUUAUUCUCUAACAAUGAAUAUAAUAUCAAUAUGUUUAUUAUUUAUCUUCAUAUUAAAUACAGAAAAGUUAUUCAAACGAAAUCUAUAUUCAACCUUUUAUUUUUCAAACAUAAAACAAUAAAUUUGUUUUCUUAUCGAUUUAAUUCAGUUAAUAUUAUUUGUCUAAUUUAAUAAUAUUAUGGUAAAUAAUAUUAUUUAUUUUUUAUCAUUAAACUUUGUUCUCCUAUUUUUUUUAGAUCGAUAUUCAUAAAAACCAGAUCUUAGGAGAAAAAAGAUAAUUUUAUUUGUUAAUAUAGAAACAAUAAAUAUUUUAGAAAUAAAAAAGACUAAUAAAUAUUUGUUGAUUUAUUUAAGAGAAGGACGUAUGUUCCUGAUUUAAUUCAAAACUACAAUCUCUGUUAUCUUUUGAAAAGGUAUAUAUAUAUAUCAGAUGUUUUCUUUCAUCAGAUUUAAAUUUCUUAUUCUUUUAUUAUUCAAUAAUAUAUUCAUUGAUAAUAAAUCUUACAAAUUCAUUGAUUUUUUUUUUUUUUGUUAAUUUUCUUAGAUUCCCAAUAGAUAAUCGGACAGGUCAAACAAUGUUGGUCAAUCCAAUUCUGUUCCUAACAAUAAUAUUAUUAUGUGAAAGUACAGUGAUCAAAGUUGAUGUAUCAUCUAUGAAAGGAAAUUGUACAAUAGAAUAUGAUGAAGGAGAAUUACAUGAAGGUGAUACAAUUGAAGUUCAUGGAAAAUUCUACAAAGUCGAAGAUUGUAAACUUCAUCGAGCAUAUCAUGCAUGUGGAACUCAUGUUUUAUUUCUUAUUAAUAUUGUUUGUCAAGCUCUUGAACAAAAACAAAUUGAUUUAAAUCAAAAACGUUUUUCUCGAUUUGUUAAACAUAAAUUAUUAACAGAAGCUUGUUGUCAAAGUGUUUGUACUGUUUUAGAAAUGACACGUUAUUGUCCUUAA
Molecule: messenger RNA, 1498 nt
Organism: Rotaria sp. Silwood1
Lineage: Eukaryota; Metazoa; Rotifera; Eurotatoria; Philodinida; Philodinidae
Source: the annotation of a GenBank genome assembly